Molecule: messenger RNA, 927 nt
Organism: Ananas comosus (pineapple)
Lineage: Eukaryota; Viridiplantae; Streptophyta; Magnoliopsida; Poales; Bromeliaceae
Product: heme-binding-like protein At3g10130, chloroplastic
Exons: 1
Coding region: 70-681 (203 amino acids)
Source: RefSeq, a predicted model, not a curated record
AGUUAUAUUAAUCCCAAAACCCCCACACGCAAACCACCCCCAAAAUCCCAAGGGCGCGAUCGGGACGAGAUGGGUCUAGUGCUGGGGAAGAUUACGGUGGAGACGCCCAAGUACGAGCUCAUCCACGCGUGCCCCGACUACGAGAUCCGCAAGUACGCCCCCUCCGUCGUCGCCGAGGUCACCUACUCCCCCUCCGCCCUCGGCGGCGACCGCGACGGGGGCUUCCGCAUCCUCGCCGACUACAUCGGCGCCCUCGGCGCGCCCCGCAACGCCAAGCCCGAGAAGAUCGCCAUGACCGCCCCCGUCGUCACCAAGACCUCCGCAGCAGCGGAGAAGAUCGCCAUGACGGCGCCGGUCAUCACCUCCGGCGGCGGCGGCGGCGGCGGCGAGGCGGUGACGAUGCAGUUCAUUUUACCGGCGAAGUACCGGGCGGCGGCGGAGGCGCCGCGGCCGUUGGACGAGAGGGUGGUGGUGAGGGAGGAGGCGGAGAGGAAGUACGCUGUGGCGAGGUUUAGCGGCGUAGCGACGGAGAAGGUGGUGGCGGAGAAGGUGGAGAGUUUGAAGAAGAGCUUGGAGAGGGAUGGGUAUAAGAUUACCGGGGAGUUUCUUCUCGCGAGGUAUAAUCCCCCGUGGACUCUACCGCCUCUGAGGACCAAUGAAGUUAUGAUACCGGUGGAGUGAAAUUAGUAGCGGUGUUACUUCUCUAACCGAAUUAUAUGGUUGUUGCGUUGUGAAAAAAUCGUAGAGACUUCAUGUUGUGUGUUUUCUUAGGCGUAUGUGAGUUAGCGUUUAUAGUUUUGAUGCUCCAGAUGUGAUGACGAGGGAUUUAUACUCUGUAUGGUUGUGAAAAUAAUUGGUAACGAGCAUCAUUUCAAAAUGUUUGAAAGUAAAAAAGUUCCUAUCGCUUGCGGAGUAUUAUAUUUAUCA